UGAAUAUUUAUUCCCUGUUGCGUUUAGUCUUGUUGUUUUCGUUAGUGCAACAUGGCGUCCGAAUCGGAAAGCGCGGAAGAAGAAAACGUCUCCGGACAAGAAACGGACGAAGACGACGGCCUAGAUCCCUCCAUUUUCGAGGAGGAAGAUGUGUUUGAGGUGGAGAAGAUCGUGGGCAUCACCACGUACCAGGGCCAGACGCUGUACCGUGUGCGAUGGAAAGGCUUCGGGUCAAGCGAGGACACCUGGGAGCCGAAGGAGAAUCUGCUCUCCUGCGAAGAUCUGGUGGAUGACUUUGUGUCCCAGCGGGAGGCCAAGCGCCGCGUAAAGCAGGGGCCGGGCAGGAAGAGGCAGAAGCUGGAAGACUCCAGUGUGGAGGGCUCCACCAGUCUGACAGACAUGUCCACAGACGAGGAGGCAGUGAAGAGGAGAAUGUGGUGUAGUUUAGCCCUCUCUGACACUAAACAUGUUCUCCCUCCCCAUGUACAGAGGCAGAAGCUGGAAGACUCCAGUGUGGAGGGCUCCACCAGCCUUACAGACAUGUCUACAGAUGAGGAGGCUGUGAAGAGGAAGGCAGAAACUGGAGGACUCCAGUGUGGAGGGCUCCACAGUGAAGAGGAGUAUGUGAGGCAGAAGCUGGAGGACUCCAGUGUGGAGGGCUCCACCAGUCUGACAGACAUGUCCACAGACGAGGAGGCAGUGAAGCGGAGUAUGUGGUGUAGUUUGGCCCUCUCUGACACUAAACAUGUUCUCCCCUCCCCACACACAGAGGCAGAAGCUGGAAGACUCCAGUGUGAAGGGUUCAACAGUGAAGAGGAGUAUGUGAGGCAGAAGCUGGAAGACUCCAGUGUGGAGGGCUCCACAGUGAAGAGGAGUAUGUGGUGUAGUUGGCCCACUCUGACACUAAACAUGUUCCUCCCUCCCUAUGUACAGAGGCAGAAGCUGGAGGACUCCAGUGUGGAGGGCUCCACCAGCCUGACAGACAUGUCCACAGAUGAGGAGGCUAGGCAGAAGCUGGAGGACUUCAGUGUGGAGGGCUCCACCAGUCUGACAGACAUGUCCACAGAUGAGGAGGCAGUGAAGAGGAGUAUGUGGUGUAGUUUGGCCCACUCUGACUCUAAACAUGUCUUCCCUCCCCAUGUACAGAGGCAGAAGCUGGAAGACUCCAGUGUGGAGGGCUCCACCAGUCUGACAGACAUGUCCACAGAUGAGGAGGCAAGACAGAAGCUGGAGGACUCCAGUGUGGAGGGCUCCACCAGUCUGACAGACAUGUCCACAGAUGAGGAGGCUGUGAAGAGGAAACGUGGCCGCCCCAGGAAGUCUCCUGUCGACCAACCGUCAACUAGUCGGUCAAGGGACUCCUCAAGGGAGCCUUCUCGACACCAGCGUGAUGAACAGAUGGAGAGAGAAGAGGAAGAUGAAGAUGAGAAUUCAGGAGAGAAGGAGGAAGGGAGUGAUGAUGAUGAUGACAGCAGCAGUUCUGAAGAGGACACUGUAAAGGACACGUUCUGGAGAGACCUGGAGCAGGGCAAGAUCAGUCUGGAGCUGUUCACUGGGGACAUGUACUCGAAGGGCAAGAUCAGCCUGGAGCUCUUCACUGGGGACAUGUACUCCAAAGUGAAAGGUCGAAGGGCAAAGAUUGAGUCGGAGAAGAAGACCCGCCGGGGUCAGAAGCCUGGUCGGGAUGGGAAAGCCAGGUCCUCAACCAGUUCUGAACCGGACAGAGACCAGGGACGGACCAGCAAACAUGGCCGCCAGUCCAGCAGGGAGAGAGAGUCGCUCUUCUCUUCCCGGGAUGUCUUUACUGAUGAGAGCGGAGAUGAGGAGGGGGAGGAUGUCAAGGAACCAGAUGACAAGCUGUCAGAAAGGGCAGAGGUGACCGGGAAGGGUUCACGGAACAUACAAGAACCUGUGGCGACCCCUGACAUGAGUGUGGUGACCCCUGACCCAAGUGUGAUGACCCCUGACCCUAGUGUGAUGACCCCUGACCUGGAGCUGCGCCUGUCGGAGAGUUCCUCACAGGUGUCACAGAAGGAGCCUGACCUUGACAUGCACCUGUCGGAGAGUUCCUCAGCUGCAGAGGACUCCACGUCUUCAGCACAGAAAUUACAGAACUUGGCCCAGCAUGUCUCCGGCCAGACGACCUCCCCCUCCAGACCAAAACAGCUGGUGAUCUCCAUCCCCUUCAACAUCCUGCCCACCCCCCGCCAGGCGACCAGUGAGCACGACAAACCCGACAGUGUCAUGGAGAAGUUUACGCAGAUCGUGGGCGUGCCCUGUGUUCUGAAGGGCGCUGAUGCAACCGGUCCUACUGCACAGCAGGGAGGGGAAAUGUCUAGGCAUAUAGCCUUGCAGCAGGCUCCACAGCAGGCACAAUCCAUUCAGCAGGCCGCUGGUCAGAUAGCCUUGCAGCAGGCACCACAGCAGGCACAAUCCUGUCAGCAGGCUGCUGGUCAAAUAGCCAUGCAGCAGGCUUCACAGCAGGGGCAACCCAGUCAGCACACUGCUAGUCAGAUAGCUUUGCAGCAUUCCAUUCAGAGGGUUGCAAGCCAGAUAGCCUUGCAGCAGGCUUCACUGCAGGCCAGUAGCCAGGUAGCCUUGCAGCAGCCACCACAACAGGCCGGCAACCUUAUAGCCUUGCAGCAGCCACCACUGCAGGUACCACCUGGCCAUAUAGCCUUGCAGCAGGCUCUACAGCAGGGGAUAUCCAGUGUGCAGGUAACUAGCGGGAUAGCCUUGCAGCAGGCUGCACAGCAGGCUCCUAGCCAGGUAGUCUUGCAGCAGGCAACACUGCAGGCACCACCUGGCCAUAUAGUCUUGCAACAGCCACCACAACAGGCUAGCAGCCUUAUAGCCUUGCAGCAGCAACCAAAGCAGGCUACCAGCCAGAUAGCCUUGCAACAGCCACCACUGCAGGUACCACCUGGCCACAUAGCCUUGCAGCAGGCACCUCAACAGGCCACUCGCCAGAUAACACUGCAGAAAGCUUCUAACCAGAUAGCCUUGCAGUCUGUCGAGAUAGCCUCGCAGCAGCCACCUCAGCAGCCACCACGCAGUGCCCAAGUACAAGGUCAGCUGACCUCGGACCCAGAAAAGGUCAUAGGUCAUAGGUUACCAGAGGUCACAGAUAAACAGGCUACGCAGAGGAAAGGGGAAGCAUCAGUGGAAGAUCAGCAAAAAAUGGCUGCUGGCAGCAAGGGUGACACUAGUGCAACUAAGGAGGCUUCAGACAAAAGGUCAUCACCACACGAACUAAAGGAAGAUGUGAAAGUUGAAAGGUCACCACCACAUGAAGAUACCAAAGUUGAAAGGUCACCACCAUGUGAAGAUGCCAAAGUUAAAAGGUCACCACCAUGUGAAGAUGUCAAAGUUGUAAGGUCACCAUCUCAGGAAGUAAAGGAAGAUGCCAAAGCUGAAAGGUCACCACUGCAGGAUCCAAGGAAGAAGUUCAAAGUUGAGAGGUCGCUGUCAUCUGAGACAAAGAAGGUCAAGGUUGAAGAAGCAGAAGACACUAUCGAAGACGUAGUUGGACAGAUGGAACUGCAACUGCAGAAGGAGAUGAGCAAACAAGUCUCCAAUGUUGUGGCAGGAAAAAUGGAAGAAAAGCAGGAGAAAAAAGAUGGAAGCAAGCCAAGGAUCGAGGAGAAGGACAAACAGGUAGAAAAUUCAGGGAAAACUGCUUCCCAAAAUGUCGAUUUUGAAAAGGAGUCUUCUUCUAAGAAAGAGGAAAAUAAAGACGUUGUCAGCAAAGAAAUAGAUUCUCCAGAGGAAAAAGAGGAUCAAGACAGCAGUAGGGAAGACAUGGAAACAAAAAACACCGACAGCAAGAAGAAGAAGAGGAGAAGGAAAGAGCAGGAAAAAGAGGGGAAGAAGCAGGAUAAAGGGAAGAGGAGACCGAGUCAGGAGAGGCAGGAAGAGAAGAUGGAGAUGAGGCCUCCCAGACGAGGAAGGACCGCAGCAGUUGUGGAGGAGGAGGAUGAAGACAGCGGCCAGAGUGAUGUUUCUUAUGAGUUUGAUCUGGACGAGGUGCCAUUUGAUGAGGAUUGGCUGGCCCUGUCACAACAGAAAACUGAGGAACUGCCAGCCAGGGACAUCACCAAUGCGGAGUUCCGUGAGGCUGUGAAGAAAGGCGACCACCGUACGGUAAAACAGGCACUGCGUUCCGACAAGCUGUACAACCUGGAACACGAGGACCCCAGUGGGAUGACCCCCGUUAUGUUCGCGGCCGCCGAGGGUCACGACGAGAUUCUCAAGGCGCUGCUGCUCAAGGGGGCAAAGGUCAACGCCCGGCAGAAGUACGGGGCCACAGCACUCAUUUAUGCUGCCGAGAGGGGCCACAGGAACACUGUCGCCUUGCUGAUCGAGUGUGGAGCAUUUGUCAACAUUCAGCAGUACACAGGGGAAACUGCACUGAUGAAGGCCUGUAAGAAGGGUUUCAAGCAGAUUGUGAGGCUGCUUCUGGAGGCCGGUGCUGACCCCUACCUGACCUCUAGCACGGAGAACACGGCGCUACAGCUGGCAAAACUGUACAACAACCCCGGGCUGCAUGAGCUCAUGAGUCUGCACAUCAACAGGAUUACAAACGUAGUAGAAAUGACGGUAGGCAAGUACCUUGCAAACACGGCCAAGAUCCUGACUCCGCCCCUGCUGCCCAUCCACUGUCACCCCAUCAGGGAGUCCGUGGAGUACUACCUGUCAUUCAACCAUGUGCAACAGCCAAUCAUACAAGGUGUGGGGAUGUUGUUGUUUUUGUGCCACGCCUCCUUUGCCAACAACAACAUCCAGGUGAGACUGCACGGGCCGUGUGCCGUCCAGACUGUCGUGCUGAACAACAUCAUUCAACCAGCGCUCACACAGGAAGCCAACUUCAUCAUGUCGUUCUGUCCUCGACCUGGCAAGAACAACCUCAAGGUCAAGCUGGCCUCUGCUCCCCUCUCCAAGGCCAAGCUACUGAUCUGUGCCUACAGGACCCAGCUGCUGCAGCCCUCGGCAACCAACUUCAAGACUGGCUGAGGGACAGCUUAGUAGCACGACUGAUGGAAUGGUC
Molecule: messenger RNA, 5047 nt
Organism: Branchiostoma floridae (Florida lancelet)
Lineage: Eukaryota; Metazoa; Chordata; Leptocardii; Amphioxiformes; Branchiostomatidae
Product: plectin-like
Exons: 24
Coding region: 52-5013 (1653 amino acids)
Cellular component (GO): cytoplasm; nucleus
Molecular function (GO): protein binding
Source: RefSeq, a predicted model, not a curated record